Molecule: messenger RNA, 1038 nt
Organism: Beauveria bassiana ARSEF 2860
Lineage: Eukaryota; Fungi; Ascomycota; Sordariomycetes; Hypocreales; Cordycipitaceae
Product: Peptidase M64, IgA
Exons: 1
Coding region: 1-1038 (345 amino acids)
Source: RefSeq, a predicted model, not a curated record
AUGGGUUGGAGCAAUUUCCAGCUAGCCGUGCCUGGCAGCAAUUCCCUCUACAGCGGUAUCGCCGCAGUCUCUCGCCAUCCCAACACCAUGGAGCUUUGGUCCAUUGGCCAGGAUGGCUCUGUCAACGGCGAAUACUGGUACGCAGGCGCGAUAUGGCAGCGCUACCAGCUCGCCCCGGCCGGCAGCGGCUCCCCAACUGGUAAUAUCGCUGCCGUCUCUCGCGCUUCCCACACCAUGGAGCUUUGGUUCACGGCGCGCGAUGGUUCCGUACGGGACUAUUACUGGUAUGAAGGCGGCAGCUGGCAAAAUUUCCAGCUCGCUCCGCCAGGGAGCGCCUCGCCCAGUGGCGGGAUUGCUGCCGUCUCGCGGGCCCCAAACACCAUGGAGGUCUGGUUCGCGGGGCUGGAUGGAUCGGUAAAGGACCAUUACUGGUACGAGGGCGCCGGCUGGAAGAAUUUCCAGCUGGCCCCUCCCGGAAGUGCCGCCUCUUCGGGAAGCAUCGCCGCGGUCUCGCGCGCUUCGCACACCAUGGAGGUCUUCUUCAACGGCCGGGACGGGUCAAUCAAAGACUACUACUACUACGAGACGGGCGGCUGGAAGAACUUUCAGCUAGCGCCGCCGAAUACUGCCUCGACAACGGGCGGAAUAGCUGCAGUCUCUCGUAUUCCAGACUCUAUGGAGGUCUGGGCUAUCUGCCAAGACGGAUCUGUGCAUGAUUAUUAUUGGUACGCCAGUGAAAACGCCAAUGGCGGAUGGAGAAACUUCCAACUGGCGCCACCUGGCAGUGCGGCAAAAUCGGGUGGUAUAUCUGCAGUCUCUCGUGAGCAAAACACAAUGGAAGUCUUCUUUACCGGGCGCGAUGGGUCGGUCCAAGACCAUUAUUGGUACCUGGGCAGCGGGUGGAGGGGUUUUACACUUGCGCCGCCGAAUUCAGCUGCUCUAUCCGGCGGUAUCAAGGCCGUUUCGCGUGCGUCAAACACUAUGGAGGUUUGGUUUGUUGGAAGGGAUGGAUCAACCAAAGAUUAUUAUUACUACUAA